Molecule: messenger RNA, 690 nt
Organism: Nicotiana attenuata
Lineage: Eukaryota; Viridiplantae; Streptophyta; Magnoliopsida; Solanales; Solanaceae
Exons: 5
Coding region: 1-690 (229 amino acids)
Source: RefSeq, a predicted model, not a curated record
AUGGCAGUCAGUCUCAGGAAUGGUAGAGAUUUAGAUAGAGGGCAGGAAAUUGCACAAGCCAGCAAGAAUACUACACCAGCUACUCCAGUUCAAUUAGAGGAUGAAAAAGGCAAAGAAAAGGAGACCGAGCAAGUUGCAGAACAGGUUACACCUCUUGAGCCAGAAAUUCCUAAUAGAGAGAAGCCAGCCAGCAAUGCACCAAAGGGUGAUACCUGCACCCUUCCCUCAGAGACUGGUCAAGCAAAAGAAGGCAGACCAAUACAAAAAGUUCAUGGAGAUACUGCGUCAAAUCCAUUUGAAUAUUCCAUUGAUGGAUUCCUUGAGGGUGAUGCCCGCGCAGUAGUAGCAAAACCAAAGGCCCAAAAGAUGUCCGACCCAGGUAGCUUUACUGUUCCAUGCACCAUAGGGAGUUAUGCCUUUGCAAAGGAGUUAUGUGAUUUAGGAGCCAACAUAAAUCUGAUGCCGCUGACAGUGUACACCAAAUUGGGCAUCGGUAGAGCCAGACCGACUUCUAUGCUGCUCCAGCUGGCUGAUCGCACUGUGAAAAGACCAACUGGUAGAGAAGCUAUUACAGACAUAAAGGGUAUCAACCCAGCCUUUUGUAUGCAUAAGAUUCUCCUGGAAGAGGGGCAAAGACCUUCCAGAGGGGCACAGACCAUCCAGGGAACAUCAGCGAAGGCUGAACCCUAA